Molecule: messenger RNA, 5109 nt
Organism: Pseudomyrmex gracilis
Lineage: Eukaryota; Metazoa; Arthropoda; Insecta; Hymenoptera; Formicidae
Product: cell adhesion molecule 2-like
Exons: 9
Coding region: 403-1203 (266 amino acids)
Source: RefSeq, a predicted model, not a curated record
CGGAAUUGCGGCGAGCCGCUCUUAACCCGCGACGGGCCGCGAAGGAACACUAUGAGACUUUAACGGAAUUAACGCUGCAAAUAAUUUCUAAUGAAAAAAGUAGCAGCAGAGUAGGUACGCGCGAGUCAACAAGAGAGAGCUCUCCUCCCGAACGCGCGCGGGCACAGUGGUUAAAAAUAUAUAUCACCGACGAGUUGGAAUAAUAAUCAAGUUAAACGCAAUGUCAAUUGUACAUUUCCGUCUUUGAUGUCACACGUUAUUACGUCUCCCUUUCUUUCGCACGCACCAGAAAGAAGAGACGGUUAGUUGUGUGCGCCGAUCGCCGAGGAAGCCGAGCCGAGAUUGUUAUUAAGCCGAGUCGAAAUCUGCGGGAACCGGGAGGCUGCCGCGCCGCGUCGAGCGAUGGAUUUUGCGCUUGUGCUGCUCGUGAUGCUCCUGAGGCAAGAAGUCGCUGCUCUGAAGCUACUUCACAUAAAGGUCCCGCCUUAUACCUUGAGGGGCAAAGACGCGACUUUGGAAUGCAGAUAUGACGUGGAGGCAGACAAUCUCUACGGCGUUACGUGGUACAAGGAUAACGAACAAUUCUACAAAUAUGAGGACAAAGGCAAUCCCAAAAAGCAUCGUACCUUUGACGUCGCCGGGGUUAAAGUUAAUUCUAACUUGUCGGACAGCCAACAAGUAACAUUGGAGCACGUGAACUUCAACAGCAGCGGUACGUACAAGUGCGAAGUUAACGCGGAGGCGCCGAGCUUCAAUUCAGUUAGCGACCAGGCGGAAAUGGAGGUCAUAGCUCCACCUAAAAAGAGGCCAGCGAUAACGGGCGAGGAGAAGGUGUACGCGACCGGCGACGUGCUCGCGCUGAAUUGCACCAGCGACAAGUCCCGUCCUGCCGCGCGACUCGAAUGGUUCGUUAAUGGCGAGCAGGUGAGGGAAAACGUACCGAGCAUCACGCUAAAAGAUGACGCGGGGCUGUACUUAACGGUAUCGAGUCUACUGCUCGGGCUGGAGCCGGGCCAUCUCACCCACGACAAGAUAAACGUCAGGUGCAAGGCUACGGUGCAAUCGAGUCUCAACAUCGACGAUCCGUUCGUCGACACGCGCGAGACCCAGGUCUUCGUUCAAGGUCUGGCCAGUCUGACGUCGCCCUCGCUGUGUCUGCUGAUAGCCGCGCUGCUGCAACAACGAUUUCUGCUGCCCGUGUAGAUCCUUCCCCCUUGCUCUUCCUCUCACCCCUCUUCCCGCCCCCCCAACGUGACCAAGGCUCCGAGACGAGUCUAAUACGUGGGGGAAAAUACGGGGAGAAAACGAAUCCGCACGUGGAGGAAAACGAGGAAGGCGACGAGAGAAGCGACGAGCGUUUCGUGACGAAAGACAAUCAUACCUUAAUACGAAGCGAACUGCGACGACAAAUCGGGGAGAUGCGCGCUGGAAUUUAUCGGUCGUUGUCGCAAACAUACACACAUAUAUAUAUAUAUAUAUAUAUAUACACACACACAAACACGUGCAUUCUCUCUCGAUUUUCACACGCCGCCGGUUCUGGUUUAGACCGAAAAGUUUUUCCGAACUGGACAUUGCACCGAUCUGCUCGCUCGUUGUCCCCCGAGGGCCGUCUCCCGCGUAUCUUCUCGGCACGCACGUAAUUCUAGAUAGUCUAAUUAAUCGCGGAGAAAAAAAUUAUAUAUAUAUAUAUACACAUGCGACAACCAAGUGGUUACCACACGAAGGUCUCGCACGUACAAGGAACUUUUUCGCCGACGCUCGUCGAUUUCACUCGGGAAUCGAUGUGCGCGUCGUCGUCGUUAUUUGUGGAAUAGAUGAGAUUCAAAUCUUCGGCCGCUCGCAGAGGUUCAAAACGACAGAGCCAAGUUUUUCGAAAACUUUUUGUCCCAACGCUACGAAAUUGAUUCUGUGUGUUUCCCGUCUCCUCUCUUUCCCCCCCCCUCCCCCCGCCACCGUUUGGUUGUGAAAAGAAAAUGAUAUAAAAUAAAUCUCUCCAGAUUCGAUCUGUCAAUACGGAAUUAAAACAUCGACUUUUUGAUCUCUCCGCGAGAGUUCGAACUCCGUCAAUAUUUAUCUUCCACAUAUCGUUCUGUUAAUAGUUUGUAGAAGAAAGUAAGAGGUGCAGUCAAUCGUGGAUUAGAAAUGAGAUUUUCCGCUGAGAGAACGAGAGAGAGAGAGAGAGAGAGAAGGAGAAAGUAAGUACCUUAUCAGAAAUAACAGCGAUCGAGAGUUUGAAGCUCGUAUCGAGAGUGUAAAAAAGUUUGUAAAAAAUACACUCCGCGGUGUAGACGCGAAUUGGGUGAAGGUUUUUCAUCUAUUUUUGACGUUUGUGAUAUUUUUAAUUGAAAUAACAUAACUAUGCGGAUUCUCCCUGUAUUUACAUACUUUUGCUUUUCAUUCUCUCUCGUUUUCAAACACACAGCGUUCGAAGAUAAAAAUAAUCUGAAUAAAACCAAAGAAGAAACGCGCAGUAUACGAUAUUUUAAGAAAAGGGCUUCUGAGUGCAAGAUAAAAUCUUUCACGUGUGAGAUUGUGUGAAUUUUUUACUUUUUUUCGAACUUUUUGUCGGAGAAUCAAAGAUUAAAAUAGAUCUGAAAGUCGACAGGUGGUUUAUGUAAUAUUCAAAAUUGAAAACUUUUUCACAAUUCCGUUCAGACGUUUCAAUUUCGAUUGUCAUUUCGAUCUUAAAUCAGAAGCUAGUUUUCUAAUUAAUUUUUUUUUGUAGAAUAUAUAAUUUUACUUGCGCGCGCGCACGAUCCGUGAAAAUUAUGCAACCUCGUAGAAAUCAGUUUUUAUCGAGAGCGAGAGACGUCGAGGGACGUCUCAGGAUUCAAGAACCCUCUCGAUGCGAUAUCGUUGUCGAUUGAUAACAGGCGCGAGCACCUCGAGCGACGCCAAUCGUUUGUCGAUAAUUGUACGCGCGGCGCGGCCGAGUGUAAAUAUAUAUACAAUAACUUAGGUAGGCACGUUUUCGUCAAGCCCUCUCCCUUUUCCCCCUCUCCUCGUCGUAAGCUUUCUUCAUUCUAAUUAUAAGUUUUAAUUGGUACGUGUGAUUAAUGUAAGAGACCGGGAAGAAAGUCUCGAAUAUAUAUCUCUCCGAUUGCGCGAACGCCACCGUCUGUUUCGUCAUCUCUUUUUUUUUUUUUUGGAGGUACGUACGAUAAUGCAAUGUCACAAAAAAAACUCGCUGAAGAGCGCAAAGAGAAAAAACAUCUCGUUCAUUGGCGCGGAAAAAAUAUCGCGACGAAAUUCAUUCACCCUCGUAUCAAAUACAAGUCGAAAUGUCUGGAAAAAAAAAAGAAAAAAACUACGUACGUUCGAACACAUUUUGUCUCGUUGCUCCAAAAGUUUGAGAAAUUCAUCGAUUCUCACCCUUUGUGCUUUUCGAUAUUCACGGAAUCGCUCGCGAGAAAUUGCAACGGAACAACAAACGCAACGUGCGCGAAUGAUGUUUAUUGUUUUUUUUUUUUUUUUUCAUCGCGUGAAAAACGCACGCACACGCGACAGUUCAGCGAGCGAUCGCGGAAAAUAUGAUUCACGCGUGUAAGCCGAUUAAUUUGCAAAGUUCAACGUACACACAGCGCUCUCUGGAUAUUUAUACAGGACUCCCCGCGGAAAUGCGUUAUUUUUUUUUUUUUUCUCUCGCCCGAGAUUAAUUGUUACACUUGCGUGUGCGCAACGACGUUUCUCUGCGUGUCGCGCCGAUCGAUAGAUCGAAAGCGAUUGAUAGAGCGAAGUCGUCGCGUACCAUUGGACGUAACGGAGAGCGGCGUAUUCCGAUCGCGCGGAAAAGCGUCGAUUGUGCCUCUCUCUUUCUCUCUCGAGGAAAGUGCGAAAUUAGAAAGUUAAUUUUCACGAUAAUCUCAGACGAGAGAUUAUUAUCUUCGUUGAAGCUUAAUUAGACACUUUGGAGGGUGAUUUGAUAAAGUAUUCGACUUAAGAAUUUCCGAAGGUCGGUCUGCGUGUCGGAUGAUAUUCGUCCCGCGCUCGAUCGUGAAUACGAGAUCAUCUCCCGGUAAAAUCCGGUCGUAAUCGCGUUCGUAAAACGCAAGAGCGACGUAUAAUAGAAAUUCAAUUCGCCGUUGUAUAAAGUUUCCGUGUUAGUUAUGCAAAAUAGUUAUUCGAAAGAUUUCACACACAAUGGGAUCGGCGAUUGCCGAAGCGUCAUAUGUUGCGCGCGCGCGGAAACGACGGCAUUACGUUACGUACACGUUAUUCCGUUUUGUUUCGGUCUCCGUUUCUGUGCAUUUUUGCCGACAACACUGUUGCUACAAAUACGAACGUUAAGCUCUUCUUCCCUUGCGCGUCUCAGAAUCGAUAACUUCCUCCCGAGUGCGGCGAGGUCCCGGCGAUCCGUGGGAUUGUUCGCGGGUGUACGCGCUUAUACGAGGAGAGUCGCGAAAAAGUCGUAAAAAGGAAUCGCGAAUGUGUGCAACCGUUCGUUUAUAGCAAUUUCAGACCGCCGUAAAUCGCCGCCGUCGUCGUCGUCGGAAUGGGAUGUGUGUGUGUGUGUGUGUGUGUUGCGCACGCGGUGUAUCGGGCGAAAUGUUGUUGAAUCAAGCGGAACCGCGCGAGUUUUGGCUCUGAGAUACAAUUUCGCGAGAACGGAAAAAAAGAGAAGAAGAGAGGAGGUACGAAUACGUGCGCUCUCUACAUACGCGAUUUCUGUGGCGAAUUAUUACGUGGCGCGCGCACGCGGCGAAAGUUCUCCCUAUAUGCGCGCGCGAUCGAGGUGUCUCUUUGGCAUGCAAAAGACCCGCCGCUAACUUUAAGGCGGGAGGUCGAAGUUUCGAACGCGCGAGUUUAUCAUUAAUUCUCGCAACGUGCUGCGUCACGGGUUAAGAAGGUAACACGUCAUCGCGACAGUAUGAAGCUAAUACACACGCCGUAUUAAUUACGUGUACGUAUAAUAGUACGUUAUCAAAUAUUCAUUUGCCUCGAAUCUCUUUUUUCUUUCUUUUUUUUCUUUUCCUCCCUUUAACGCGAUCCUUAAUUACCAUCAGAAGAAUACGCGAUUCGCGCGAAUAUGUGACGCGUACACACACGUUUGAUUCUGUUCGAACAGAACAGAGAAUCCCGACGUGGAUUCAAAAAAAAAAAAAAAAAAAA